CAGACAGAGAGCAGGGCGAACGGAGGAGGCGGCAGGUGUGCUCCCUGACAGCAUCUGACACACAGCACCUUCGCUGGAAAUGGCUGAAGGUGUGUGUGACGCUAAACCUUUGGUGUUCCGUCUUCAUGAGGGAGCACCUGAGCUUGUGCGGCAGGUGCUUCUGGAGAGAGGCUGGGAGGAGUUUGAAGAACAGCAGCAGGAUGAGGGAGACUGGAACCUUUACUGGCGUGCCUCUGCCUUCCGCAGAUCCGACUAUGAGAACAUCAUGCCCUGGCAGAGGCUCAAUCACCACCCCAAAACAGUUGGCAUUACCCGCAAAGACUGGCUGGCACGGAAUUUGAGGAGGAUGAGGGGCACAUUUGGCCCAGCACUUUACAAUUUCAGUCCGACAGCUUUCAAUCUCCCUAAUGACUACGUACGUUUUUUAGAGGAGUUCUCAAAGCAUCGUUUGGCAAAUGGUGGUAAGGGCGCUUACUGGAUCUGCAAACCAGUGGAUCUAUCACGAGGGAGAGGCAUUUUCAUUUUUGAAGAUAUUAAAGACUUAGCUUAUGACUGCCCUGUCAUUGUACAAAGAUACAUCAGUAAUCCACUUUUGAUUUCGGGCUAUAAAUUUGACCUUCGGAUAUAUGUUUGUGUGAAGAGCUUUAGUCCUCUAACUAUCUAUAUAUAUCAGGAAGGCUUGGUUCGUUUUGCAACGGAGAAAUUCAACCUGAGUACUCUAAACAACCUCUACUCUCAUCUGACCAACACCAGCAUUAACAAAUUCGGUCCUUUCUAUUCAACCGAUAAAGAACACAUAGGCCAAGGUUGUAAGUGGACACUCAGCAAAUUCCGCUGCUUUUUACGGAAUAUGGGCAUUAAUGAACUGCUGUUCUGGCAAAAGAUCAACAAUAUCGUAACUCUCACUCUUCUUACCAUAGCCCCGUCCAUUCCUUCAAGUCCCAACUGUGUAGAGCUGUUUGGGUUUGAUAUCCUGAUUGAUGAAAACUUAAAACCAUGGUUGCUGGAAGUCAACUACAGCCCUGCUCUCUCGCUGGACUGCUCUGCUGAUGUAACCGUAAAAAAAGGCCUCAUCAAUGACCUCAUUGACCUUUUAAACUACAAGGAAAAUGAUAGCCUUCGACAGAGGGGAUACCUGAGACAAAAGUAUAGGACACCUUGCUAUUUAGGGAGUCAAAUUCUGCAGGCCAAAACACCUGUGGUACUCCUGCUCCCAAAGUCCCUCUGUGAACCAUCUUGCAGAGAGAAGUGUCAGAGUCAGUCUUGCUUGUGCAGCAGAGGAGGCUCUCCAGGGGAGUCCUGUGGUACAGUGCAGCAGUCACAACACAAUUCAACUGAGAACUUGAACUGUGCCCUACGCUUAACCCUGGGAUCGAGUUUGACACCAGCAACAAGUUAUUGCCGUAGGAAGACACGCUCCCUUCGUUCACAGAAGCCAAAGCCUCUUGACUGUUCAAAGGCAUUGGAUUUGGAAUCUGAGAGUGAGGACGGAUCGUGCUCGACAACGACAACUCCUGAUAUGAUGAAGGAAAACUCAAAGAAAAAGGCAGGCAGUUCUGUGAAGUUACCAUCAAUACAUGGACAUAAGUACAAGUCAACUGUGUUUCCCUGGGAUAACAAAAUUCAAAACACUGUGCCCCCAUGCCGUAUGGGUGAUUUCAUUCUGACAUUUCCCUUUAACGAGGUAACUCUGAAAGCCUCUCAGAAGAAGCUCAACAUCAAGAUGGCCAUACAGGAAGUUUACAAACUCACCAGUCAGCUCUUGUCUUCCUGUGGUCAUAAAGGAAAACGAAGGAAAGAGGAGAGCAACAGUACCUUAGGAGGAGAGGACAAGCUUGAGUCACUAUUCUGGGGACCAAGGAACCCUCUAUCUCUGAACGACUGCUUCUUCAGAACUUGACUAAUCUGUCAUGUUUUGAAUGAUACUGUGCUCCAUUUAACUGCUUGGGAAAAAGACACCAUAACGAGACCAACUGUAACUCUUUAAAUGAGCAAUAAAUAACCCACAGCUUGA
Molecule: messenger RNA, 2014 nt
Organism: Sardina pilchardus (European sardine)
Lineage: Eukaryota; Metazoa; Chordata; Actinopteri; Clupeiformes; Clupeidae
Gene: ttll2
Product: tubulin tyrosine ligase-like family, member 2
Exons: 2
Coding region: 80-1900 (606 amino acids)
Biological process (GO): microtubule cytoskeleton organization; protein polyglutamylation
Cellular component (GO): cilium
Molecular function (GO): tubulin binding; tubulin-glutamic acid ligase activity
Source: RefSeq, a predicted model, not a curated record